Messenger RNA from Orbilia oligospora ATCC 24927, 453 nucleotides. RefSeq lists its product as uncharacterized. NCBI's taxonomy places the organism in Eukaryota, Fungi, Ascomycota, Orbiliomycetes, Orbiliales, Orbiliaceae. The record is from RefSeq and is a predicted model, not a curated record. The coding region runs from base 1 to 453 and encodes 150 amino acids. The transcript is spliced from 2 exons.
AUGAAGAUCACAUUUGGAAGCGUCCUUCUCCUAGCAUCAUGCAUCUUGGCUACUCCAGUUCCACAUAACGACCCUUACAAAGCCGCUGGCCAACAAUCCGUCAACGUCAACCUCUUCACAGUCGCGUACCAAGCCAUCAACGAAAUCUCUUGCGCUGAAACCUGUAUCUUUGAAAAAUACCCCAAGUCGAACCCGUGUAAGACCGAAGCGUGCCGAAACUCCUGCUCAUCCUUCAGCAAUGCCUACUGGUCUGAACUCAACUCUUGCAUCAAAUCUUCCUGUAACGUCAACUGUGGUGCUGCAUCGGAAUAUGUUAAGGGCAUGAAGCGUGCCGUGGACUCCUAUUGUUCGUUCCUCGGGGUAUUAUCCAGAAUAUUCGGGCCGGACACUAGGAAACAGACGGUAUUCCCUAUCAUGAAGCCAAAGCCGUCAAAAAACAAAGGUUAUAACUAG